Molecule: messenger RNA, 3095 nt
Organism: Rubroshorea leprosula
Lineage: Eukaryota; Viridiplantae; Streptophyta; Magnoliopsida; Malvales; Dipterocarpaceae
Source: the annotation of a GenBank genome assembly
AUAUAUACUCUUCUUGAGUACUCUAUUGCGCCAAACAAAGAUAUGAGGAUCUUCACAAAGCUCUCUGCACCACUCUGCCUCCUUUUUGUCUUCCUCUGUCUUAAAACUACCUUCUCAUCCUCUAUACAUGCUUCUUCCUUCUCAACAACACAUCUCUGCUCUCAUGAGGAGGCUCUUGCUUUGCUGCAAUUCAAGACAUCCUUCUCCAUCGAUUACACUGGUCUUUGUGCAGAUAUUUGUGUGGAUUUUUUUUCUACUAAACCUAAUUAUUCUAAGAUUGAGUCAUGGAAGGAAGGUAUAGACUGUUGUUCCUGGGAUGGGGUUAGCUGUGAUAAUGUCACAGGCCAUGUAAUUGCCCUUAAUCUCAGCUGCAGUUUCCUUUAUGGCACCUUUCCUUCCAACAGCACUCUUUUCUUCCUCAGAAACCUACAAAGCCUUAAUCUUGCCUUGAAUGAUUUUAGGCAUUCCAAGAUUCCAUCGGAAAUCAGUCAGUUUACUAGACUAAAGCAUCUUGAUGUCUCUUCUUCUGGAUUUUCGGGUCAAGUUCCAACAGAAAUUGCUCACCUCCCCAAGUUAGUUUCUCUCAAUCUCUCUUAUUCUGACUUGAUCCUUGAAACAACUACCUUCAAAAAUCUUGUUCAUAACUUGACUGAGGUGAGAGAACUUGUGCUUAAUAGAGUGAACAUGACUUCUGUUAAUCCUCGUUUCUUCAUGAAUCUCUCUUCUUCUUUAACUACUCUUCGUCUUUUUUAUUGUCAGUUAAGAGGAAACUUUCCAAACAGUAUUUUCCGCUUUCCAAAUCUCAAGAGAUUUAGUUUAGGUGGAAAGAGAUUUAGUUUAAGUGGAAAGGGAAACCUCACUAUUGAUCUUCCAAGUUCCAAUUGGAGCAGUCUUCUCCAACAUUUGUAUUUAUCUGUCAUGGAUUGCGGAAGGCGAUUGCCAGAGUCUAUAGGAGAUCUAAAGUCAUUACAGUAUCUGAAUCUUCCUCAGUGCAACUUGGAAGGUUCCAUUCCAGCAUCCAUAGGUAACUUAAGGCAACUUACUAGCCUAGGCCUCUUUUCUAACAAUCUUAGCGGACAAAUCCCAUCAUCACUUGCAAACCUCACCCAACUUACCUCUCUUGACCUUUACAAUAAUCAGUUUUCUGGUCCCAUUCCAGCUUCCAUAGGUAACUUAAGGCAACUUACUAGCCUACGCCUCUCUUCUAACAAUCUUAGCGGACAAAUCCCAUCAUCACUUGCAAACCUCACCCAACUUCCCUUUCUUGGCCUUUCCUAUAAUCAGUUUUCUGGUCCCAUUCCAGCUUCCAUAGGUAACUUAAGGCAACUUACUGGCUUAAACCUCUAUUCUAACAAUCUUAGCGGACAAAUCCCAUCAUCACUCGCAAACCUCACACAACUUCACUAUCUUGUCCUUUCUUAUAACUUACUUAAUGGCACAUUGCCACCUUGGAUUUUCACCCUACCUUUGUUAGAGUACUUAAAUCUCAAUCAUAACCAACUUCAAGGUCAAAUAAAUCAAUUCCGGAAAAACUCACUCACACGCCUAGAUUUGUCAAACAAUAAACUCCAGGGCUCAAUUCCUAACUCAAUUGCUAAUUUAGUAAAUCUUAGUUAUCUCAAUUUAUCAUCAAAUCAUUUUAGUGAUUUAGUAGUACCUGAAAUGUUCUCGGUACUUCAAAAUCUCGAAAUUCUUGACCUUUCUCAUAACAACUUAAUCGGGAAGAUUCCAAAUUGUCUUCCUAAGUCUCUGUCAGUGUUGAAUUUGCAGGCCAAUUACUUUGAUGGAAUAAUAGCAUUUGUGUUUCCAGAGGGCUGUGGAUUACAAUAUCUCAACUUACAUAGAAAUCAAAUGGAUGGCUUAUUAUCAAGGUCUUUGGUGAAUUGUAGCAAGUUAGAGGUUCUAGACGUUGGCAACAACAGCAUAGAGGAUACAUUCCCUCAUUGGUUGGAAUCUCUACCAGACCUUCAAGUGCUUGUCUUAAGGUCCAACAAGUUCCACGGUUCUGUGCAGAGCACCAAAGAAAGUCCAUCUUUUCCCAAGUUGCGAGUUCUGGACCUCUCCAGCAAUUAUUUUGUUGGUGCUUUGCCUAUUCGGUACAUUGAAAAUUUUAAUGCGAUGAUGGAUCCUCAUAAAGAUGGUGGUUCCCUUAAAUACAUGAUGGUGUCGACGGGAGCCAAUUCUUAUCAAUAUUCAGUGGUUGUGACAUGGAAGGGAUUCGACUAUGAGCUGCAGAAAAUCUUGACCACAUUCAGUAGUAUUCAUCUCUCAAAUAACAAGUUUGAGGGAGAAAUUCCAGAUGUUAUUGGAAAGCUUAGUUCUCUCAAAGGGCUUAAUUUUUCUCAUAACAACCUUACUGGUCAUAUCCCACCCUCACUAGGGAAUUUGACGAAUCUGGAAUGGUUGGAUCUCUCUUCCAACGAGCUAGCGGGGAAAAUUCCAGAUGAAUUGGUAUCUUUGACACAACUUUCUGUAUUGAAUCUUUCAAAUAAUCAUCUUGUCGGACGCAUACCACAGGGCAAUCAGCUCAACACCUUUGGAAAUGGUUCUUAUGAAGGAAACCUUGAACUGUGUGGAAUCCCAUUGUCAAAAUCUUGUGAUGGAAUUGGGACACCGCCCAGCUCCUUCCAAGAAAAAGAUGAGUUGUGGAGAUUUGGCUGGAGAGUCGUGGUGUUAGGCUAUGGAUGCGGAGUUGUUUUUGGACUGCUGAUGGGAUAUCUUGUCUUCCGAACAGGAAAACCGAAAUGGUUCGUGUCUUUGUUUGAUGGCCGACCAAGUCAAAGUGGAAGGAAGAUGAGGAAAGCCAGAAGACUUGUUCAAAGAAGAAGCUAGUUGCAGAGUUGAUGUUUUAGAGCUUCUGAUUUAAUGUUUCCUGAAUAAGUGCUUUUUGGGUUUGAAGUUCUUGUUAUGGCUUUGUAAUUUUGUCUAAAAUUGGCUUGUCUAAAAUUGUCAGCCUACUCGUCUUUAUUAUGCUUUGUAAUUUUGUCUUUCUUUAUUGUAAAAUAUAUUUGAAGUUUCAAGCUGUUAAUCUUUCUUUAUUAAUGUACUUAAGUCAGUUGGUAUCAAACUGGAAGCGAAGGUAUGUCAAGUUUCAU